AUUCUAUUGAUUCGAUGUUCAUUACGUACAUUCUGGGCUUCGUUGUGCGCAUCCGUCACAAACAUGAGAGGCAUGGAUUCUCUGGCUCGUGCAUCAAUGCUGUCCAGCUUUUUGUUGAUAUUUUCCAAUGUCAUCUUGAGCUCGUCUGGCUCUUCCGGCUCAAGCAGGCUAGUAAUAAUAUCGGAAAGCGGCCCGCCGAUGGUUGGAAUCAUCUCAAUGACUUUCCCCAACGCUGCGCGGAUCAGCUUGCGUCCAGCCUCUUCCAGCUUCUUGUUGAAGUCGCUGGUAGUUUCCUUGGGGCUCGAGCCGAUGCUGCCCGUUCCUUUGUCGUCAAGUACGGCUUCCUUUGUCGCGAAGACGUCGGCAUACGCGCUGACGAGGGCAUCGAUAUCUAUUCCUUUAUCCAUUGCAAAGGACAAAGGGAAAAACUGUUGCAAGGACCAGGUCUAUAGUCGUGAGCGGAGAAGAGUAUGCUGCGAAGGGCACUCGUGUCAUUUUAAGUAUCUGACGAAUACCUACAGGCUGUUAAGCCCACCCCAGAACGGACAGGUCACAUACGCCGAGGCUUAGGACCGGCAGAGACGUGAAGAAUAGUUCUAGGUGCAGAGUGGCUGACCGGCGAGCAGAGCCCAGGCGCUCUGGUGGUGAAUAUUUCUUCGGGCCUAAGCGAGGAGGCAGCCAGCAUAGAAACGCGAGUAAUAUGCUUUUCCCUAGAUAGAGAAGAAUAAAUUUUUGCUUCCCUUGCAUCGCAUAGAGC
Paraphaeosphaeria sporulosa is the source of this 757-nucleotide messenger RNA. RefSeq lists its product as uncharacterized. The coding region runs from base 64 to 570 and encodes 168 amino acids. The record is from RefSeq and is a predicted model, not a curated record. NCBI's taxonomy places the organism in Eukaryota, Fungi, Ascomycota, Dothideomycetes, Pleosporales, Didymosphaeriaceae. The transcript has a single exon.